Messenger RNA from Symbiodinium sp. CCMP2592, 825 nucleotides. NCBI's taxonomy places the organism in Eukaryota, Dinophyceae, Suessiales, Symbiodiniaceae. The record is from the annotation of a GenBank genome assembly.
AUGGCUGGCCUGGUCCCCGAGGAGCAAAGUGAAGAUGCAGGCAUUUUCCAGAAGCUUUUCGCUCUCAUUGACUCAGGGAAAGAGGCUGAUGUUCUCGCAAGCCUCGAUCAACAUUUUGGAGGCAAUCCCAACGUUGCGGAUGAAGCAGCCGGAACAACGCCCUUGCUGGUUGCAACAAGGGAAGGCAAAACGGAGAUCGUCCAAGCAUUGAUGGGCAAGAGAGCAGAUCUGAUGAUGGCGGAUCUGGAUGGCGACAACCCACUGAUGGUUGCUAUCUCCCAGGGGCACAAUCACAUCGUGAAGAGCUUUCUGCAUGCAGAUCGAGGCGUCGACGUGGAUGUGCCGAACAAGAUUGGCCAAACUCCGUUGAUGAAAGCUGCGAACAAGGCCAAUGUCGAGUGUGUCAAGAUGCUGCUUGAGUGUAGAAGCAAUCCAAACGCAAAGACCAAGUUUGGCAAGACGGCACUCAUGCAGGCUGCCGAGAAGAACAGCCUGGAAUCUGUAAGGGCACUGCUGAGUGCUGGCGCAGACAUUGCCAUGGCGGACGACAGGGGCUUCACUGCAUUGUUCCCGGCGGCUUUCCGCUGCGAAGUGCCCAUGUUGGAGCUGCUGCUGUCUUCGAAAGCAGACGUCGCCACAAAAGCAAAGCCUGGAACGGCGCUCAUGAUGGCGGUGGAGUCGCCUUCUUUCAAGCCGGAUGCCAUAACCCUGCUUCUGAAACACGGCUGCCCUCUUGACGAAGUGGCUUCGGAUGGGGACACUGCCUUGAUGAAGGCGGUCGAGGAAGCCAAUGCAAGACCCUUAGCGAGAUGUUGCAGCAUGUAA